Molecule: messenger RNA, 2733 nt
Organism: Betta splendens (Siamese fighting fish)
Lineage: Eukaryota; Metazoa; Chordata; Actinopteri; Anabantiformes; Osphronemidae
Product: palmitoyltransferase ZDHHC14-like
Exons: 10
Coding region: 571-2103 (510 amino acids)
Biological process (GO): protein targeting to membrane; peptidyl-L-cysteine S-palmitoylation
Cellular component (GO): Golgi apparatus; endoplasmic reticulum
Molecular function (GO): protein-cysteine S-palmitoyltransferase activity
Source: RefSeq, a predicted model, not a curated record
UUAUCGUCUCGCCGCCCGUGUGCGCCUCCUCGGUGCUGACUGGAGCCUGGGAGCAGGGGGAGGAGCCUGCGGGGAGGCUGCUCCGCUCCCAUGUUGAUGUUUGUUGUUUGUGAGGGUGGCAGCUCUGUGUGGACGGGGGCACGAUGUGAACGGAGGCUGCUCGACGCUCACCGGGGACCGCUGCAACUUCUCCCCCGCCCCGACGCUGGGACCGAAGCCCGUCGACGCGCGUUCACCGUCGGCUGCAACGCCGAGCUCGUCGCGUCUUCUCCGAACGGCAGCCGCUCAGGAUGCCGGAGCUCGCCUGAGAGCGCCCCGCCGCGCUGUCGUCUCCGGAGCCCCCCUCGUUUUUUUCCCCACACGGUCACAAACUAAACAUUUCCCUCCGAAACUUGUAAAAAUGCUCUUCUUCGUUGUGUCUUCGGCUCGUAACAAACCUGGAUAACGAGCGGAGUAGCUACGUGACGACACCCCCCGCCGCCGCUUCCACCGCCGCCGCCACGACGACUUUCCCUCGCGGCACAUCUGCCCCGGGAUUUAUCCAGCUGUGGGGACCGUAAUCGGCGCUUCAUGCAUCUCGGGGUGUCUGAGUCCAUGAGAGAGUGCGAGUACAGCCAAAUCAGCACUCGCAGCUCCACGCCAAUGGAGACCCCUUACAAGAAACGGACCCCAAAGAAGAAGAAGUGGGAGUCCUUCCCUGGUCGGAAUAAAUUUUACUGCGAUGGGAGGAUUAUGAUGGCCAAGCAGACAGGGGUUUUCUACCUCACCCUUGUCCUCAUUCUAGUCACCUGUGGACUUUUCUUCACAUUUGAUUGUCCAUACCUGGCGCUGCAGUUGACCCCGGCCAUCCCAGUAAUAGGGGGUGCACUCUUUCUGUUUGUACUGGGGACGCUGCUGAGAACCAGCUUCAGUGACCCAGGGGUGUUGCCCAGGGCCACCCCAGAUGAAGCAGCUGAUCUUGAAAGACAGAUAGAUGUGGCUAAUGGCAGUACAGGCUACAGACCUCCGCCCAGGACCAAAGAGGUGGUCAUUAACGGCCAGACUGUCAAACUGAAGUAUUGCUUCACUUGCAAGAUCUUCAGGCCGCCACGUGCCUCCCACUGCAGCCUGUGUGACAAUUGUGUAGAGCGCUUCGACCAUCACUGUCCCUGGGUGGGAAACUGCGUGGGAAGGAGGAACUACCGUUUCUUCUACAUGUUCAUCCUCUCGCUUUCCUUCCUCACCAUCUUCAUCUUCGCCUUCGUCAUCACACACAUCAUUUUACGCUCCCAUCAAAGUGGGUUCCUCAGCGCACUAAAAGGUAGUCCUGCCAGUGUGCUAGAGGUGGUGGUGUGUUUUUUUUCGGUCUGGUCCAUAGUUGGUCUCUCAGGCUUUCAUACCUACCUGAUCAGCUCCAACCAGACAACUAAUGAGGAUAUAAAAGGUUCAUGGUCUUCUAAAAGAGGGAAGGACAACUACAACCCCUACAGCUAUGGCAAUAUCUUCACCAACUGCUUUGCAGCACUGUGUGGACCCCUGCCACCAAGCCUUAUUGACAGAAGGGGCUUUAUCCAAUCAGACACACCGCAGCUGGCUCCAUCUACCAAUGGCAUCACUAUGUAUGGGGCCACCCAGUCUCAGCAGAGCCACAUGUGUGACCAAGACCAGUGCAUUCAGAGCACCAAAUUCGUUUUGCAGGCCGCCACCACCCCUCUCCUCCAGCAGCAGAGCAGCGAGCCCAUCAUCCUGACGGCCUCUUCUGAGAACGGAAGCUCGCUCCCUGGCCGUACCGCCCUCACCCUGGGCGGCCCGUGCACCUCUCUCACCCUGGGCCAACCCACCCCUCCGACGUCCACCCCCAGCCUCAGCUGCCACGAACCCACCGAUAUGCUGCCCAUCCAUGGGCUCAGCCACACACACAACCACAGCCACCCCAUUCAGGAGCCGGUGGCCCACCACCACUUCCUCACCCCUGAGGAAGUGCCCUCACCGCCUGGGAUGCUUCCAUGUGGCAGCCCCAUGGGUCACAGCCACACCAUGCAGGCCGGUUUCUACAACCCAGCCAGUCAAGACUCUCUACACGAGGACUCUGUCAGGGGACUGGUAAAGCUCAGCUCUGUCUGACGAAAGGAGAAACUCCCUUCCCACCUUCUCACUCCUGAAAUCACACACCCAACCCUUAAGCUUGCCCGUGCCAUGUGCUGGACCACUUCACUCUCCCCCUGAAUCUGUUUCCCUUCUCCCCUCAGAAGGACUUGAGAAGUGAAAAAGGCUGUGAUUAAAAUUCAGCUGCUGGAAACCAUGCGGAUAUACAAAACUGAUAUCAGCUGUCCUCGACCAGUUUCCUGCCAGAAGUCUCUGCUGGAAUGACAAGAAAUGAUUUUUGGUAUGUAUGCCAUCUGACAAAUCUUUUUGUAAUCUAAGGGACUCAAAAUUCAGUAGCUCCUGGAGACUGGACAGCAGUGUUUCGUUUUCACAGUGACACAUGUCUGUGAGCCAUUUUUGAUUAUUUUUUUUUGUUUUGUUUGUUAAACGAACUUGACCUUUUUGCCUGUUGCUGAUUUGGAGCUUGUCUUUUGACCUUUUUUUUCUCGGACAUUCUGAGCAGUGCAAUGGUUAAUGUCAUCAUGUUGCAUAUCAUGUUGCUUUUUCUAUGUUACGAAAUACGACACGGUUGUACUGUACCAUGGUUAUUACAACUCUUACAAAUUAUAUUUCCUGUGGAUAAUAAUAAAACACCAACUUUUUAUCAAA